Messenger RNA from Ooceraea biroi (clonal raider ant), 12769 nucleotides. RefSeq lists its product as uncharacterized. The record is from RefSeq and is a predicted model, not a curated record. NCBI's taxonomy places the organism in Eukaryota, Metazoa, Arthropoda, Insecta, Hymenoptera, Formicidae.
CUACGAUGACCAGCGGACAGAGGAACAAGUCUGUUGUACAUCCUGAGCAGCGGUACGGCUACAUGCCGUGCCCGUUAUAUGAUACCGGUAAGUGCACCUUACGCUCAAUCCCUUUGGUUUUUACUAUUUUAUCCUGUUUUCUUUCUCUUUCUUUCUUAUCUUCUCAUAUAUGUCCACUAUUAGAAUAAUCUUUGUGAUUUAUAUCAGUUAAUAUUAUUACAUGCACAGAGUAUUGGAAUUUUAUUUAGAAAAAUCCCGAGAUAUUUUCCUUUGAUUGUAGAAAUAAUCAAAUUAUACAUAUGUAACUUUAAAGAAUUUGAUUAAAUACAAUUUUUCUUUAACUUUAUGGUUAUUAUAUUUUACAUUUCUUCUUCCUUCUUUUUUUCCCUUUAGAGCUUUUAGGAGAUGCUUGAGUCUUUAUAAUUUAGUUUAGUAUAAUUUAGUGUAUGUAAUAACUUGUUUAAUUACAUGGUGUAAUCAAUAACGAUUAGCAUUAAACUAGAGAAGCAGGUGCUCGUGAUCGAUCUUCGAUGUGAGUCCUGUGAGACUCGAUUAAUCUAAUCACAAUUUAUGCAAUAUACAUAGAAGACAAAAUAAUUAUCAGUUGACAAAUGACGGAUUGCUAAUUGAAAUUGAAGCUCUAAAAUAUUAUUAUGUCGUUGUUAAUUAUAUCACAUGUGCGCGCAUGUUACGCUUCGCGUUUUCCUGCAUUAAAGUUUUAAUUCCUUCAAAAUAACUAACUGUUUCGGAACUAUUUCCGCUAAAAUAACGUGCUAUUUGCACAUUGUGUCACAUCAUCGCAGUUGCAGACAACGUAAAAUUCAAAAUGGGGAUGUGCUGCGAUGUGAAUGUCCACGACAUAAAGUUCGGAGAAUAGGUAUAAUUGUCUUAGCAAAUAACGGUCCGCGAUUCCCGGAGUUUUUUGCGCGCGAAUAAAUUAUCGCACCUUGCUAGAUGUGACGUGUUUGUUCUGAAUACAUGAGAAUUUUGCAAUCGGAUCUCGGCUCUUUUUGUUAGCACAUACGGUACAUCGAGAAACUCUAAUCAGAUAUAACAAGUACUAUCUGAUAAACAUUCGCAGAGUUAUAUGUAACAGUUACUGCUAGCCCUUACGGUAAUUAAUAUUAUCUUAAUCGUCACUAAUAUUACUCUUCUAUAUCAUCGGUAUCGACUAAUAUUAUCCUAAAAAAUGCACCGUUCCAUCUAUACGUUCCAUCUAUACGUUCCUAAAUCUGUAAUUAUAUUAGAGAUUUGUAAUAAAUCUGUACGCCGAUUAUACAUUCGCACUUGUGUAGUUUGUCUAAAUAGUAUUUAACUGAGAGAUUCUCAGUAGGAUAUCAAAUAGAUGGGCGGAUAGUUGCCUGGACAGUAAUUUAGAGAAGAGAUAAUGGCUGCCAAGGGAUAUGCCUGUGGAACUUAUCGCGGCUUGCAUAAUAUUCACAUUUUGUUUGCAAAUUUUGUUCGCAAACAAAAGCAACAGGGACUUUCAUAUAAUUUCCAUGAUAUUAAUCAUAUACAAUUAAAUAUUUAAAUUAUUCGCAUCAAAACAUUUAGAUUAUACAACGUACUGAGCAGCUCUUCCUAAAACACAUGCUCUAAUUAUAAGAUAACGGUUAACAAUACUUCUAUUGCGAACCGUAUUUCAGCCUGUGCUUAAUAUGUCUAGUGAGCAAUUUCGAGGUUCAUGCAUUUAAUCUCAUGAUGCAUUAAGAUUGAGAUCUGUAGCAUGUAACGCCGGAAAUUCACUGAAAUACAUUCUCCAAUGCAUAAGCUUUCAAUGCACUUCCCAAAACUUGACAUUUAUGUAUUUAUGUAACGUUAUCGUCACAAUCUGGCCAUUUCCGAUCACUUUCUGACUCCAGCGGCACAUCAAGAUAUAUUACAUUUACCUAACUAUGCAAAAGUUUUAUUAAUAUAAAAAUAUUUAGACAAAAUUUUGCGAUAUACUACCUCUUUAUCAGAAUAAAGAAAAGGAGCUUUAAUACUGUAAAAAGUCAGUAAUUUUUAAGUUUAUGUAAUAAUAAAGCGUUCAAGCAAAUAAAGAAAUUAUUUUGGCUCAAUUUAACAAUGAGUAAAUUAGUGCUUUUGUAUUAGACACGACGAAAAUAGAAUAUAGUUAAACCGUGACAUAUUGCGUACUAGUCGUAGCAAAUUUGUCCGAAAGUCGCAACAUAUAGAGCUUAAAUACGCACUCGCAUUAGCGUAUACGAUAUUUUUCGGCCUAAUGCUUUCGUAUCGAUCAGCGCAAAAUGGUAAGUCGACGAUCGAAUGUAAAUUGUGUGCCACGAUAUGAAAUAUCAUCAUGACUGUUUUAACUGCUGGAUUGAAUAGACUGACCAUGACAUGGUGACUUAAUUUCGACCAGCAUCAAUUAUCGUCUAAUAGUAAUUUUCCUAUUGUCCGUUUUACUAAAGUGUACGUGAGUAUAUAUGUGUGUAUAUACAAUGUGUUCUACAAAAUAAUCUAAAUAAGAUAAUUUCAUUAAACAAUAGUGUAAUUAAAAGAAAAAUUCUUUUGCUGAAGUACGAAUAACAUAUCUAUCUAAUUGUAAUAUUAUAAAAUGUCCAUUUUAUAUAAAGCUAACUUAAAGAUUUUAAAUGUCCUUACUUGAUAUUUAUCGAGAUUGAAAACUCUACUGGCUAAAGAGUAAUCGCUUUCUCUCUCCUGACCUUGCUAUUUGAAGCAUUAACAAUCGAUGUUGUAUCGAAAAUACCGAUAGCUUUCGCGCAUACAUGAAAUAUGGUGCAUGCUUCCGUGAUACUACAAGAUUCGAUGAAAUUGAAUUUCAUAAAAAAAAACCAAGUUGAUUCAGCAAUUAUUUAUGACUGCAGCGGAAUUGGACAGAGUGCCAAAUACGUCACAGGUGGUUUCACCAAUGAGCCAAUGUGGACGUGAAAUAUGACGAAGGUUUGCAAGGUCGACGGGAGUAUUUAAUUUGGAGUGAAUUAAUUAACAGAUGCGGUGCAUUUGAAUCUCGUUGCCAAAUAUCUCAUUUUUUGAGAAUUGCGACACGCGAGAAUUAGCAGACAGAAGUCUCUCUCGUCUUUGCUGUUUGAAAUUCGAUGUUAAAGAGAGGUGCUGGUUUACCGAAACUUUAUAUUAGGAUGUUAUCUCACACGCGAAUAAUAAUCGCUCUAUCCACGUGACAUACCUUCUAAAGACGCAAUCAGGUAAUGGAUUUUAAACAUUUUCGAAAUUGGUGAACGAUACGAAGAAGCGGAACGCUCUCUUUAGCCCAGAGUAAUGUGUCUGCUGUAUUCCCUGUGAAAUGUAAAUUAUAUGCCGUCAGAUGUAGUAAGUCACAACGAGGAUGCCAGACAUGUUCAUGCAAAGUUGCAGGAUGCACGCAAACUGCAGCCUAAUCGAUGUUGUACUCGUGAUUCCGAAUACGUCGUAAUUCGGGAGUAAAUGCACACACAGCAGUUUUUCGAAUCUACCUUAUUGAAUCUAUCUAGUUUAUGAAAUCGUGAAAGUAAAAAAUAGAGUGGGUCGUAAUGACCAUAUUUAUGUAACAUUCUUCACGUUACAUCACUUAUGUCUACUACUGCGGAGCUUCUAUGGAGCUUCUUCAUUUGCGAUUUGAAUGUGCUUACACCCGAGAAUCACCUUUUGCAUCAAGAUUUUACAGAAAAGAAUUGAAAUUGAGUACAAGUUAAAACUGUGUAUGAUAGAAGGUUUCCAUGCUGUCGAAGCUAAUGCAUAGUAUAAAUUUGAAUAGCGUGUAUGGAGAAAACGUCGAAGCGCUUCGAGGGUCACCGAGGCAAAUUUCAAAUGAAUCGUUCGCGCGAGAAGUUUCGACAAGUCGAUCGAUUUUUCAUUUCAUGACACUUCCAGAUCGAGGCGUCGUCUGAUCGGUCUGCGCCAACACGGGCCGUCUAUCAUGCCCCGAACACCUUGAGGUAUUCAUAGUCCUGUCGUAUUGCCGUCGCGGCUAUUAAUACUUGUGACGACUUUAGUUUUCAAGCAUAUGCCAAGAAUAAAUGCACACUUGUGUCGCGGCAUGUAAAUAACGACGAGUUUUGUCUGCCCGUGAGUGUACGAUCGCGGGAGCAAAAAGUCCUAAAAAAUUAACCGUCCACGUUAAUCGCUGUGAUCGACUUAAAUCGGAAAAUAUUUAUUAUAAUUAAUUCGAUGUAGCUACUUGAUUGUUUCGUGUAAAAGUAUUGUACGAUUCUCGACAAUCUUGUAUCCGAUUGUGUGAUUUAGGAGCGGAGCAAGAGCAAUUCAAAGAAAUUAGUAAAGCAAUAAAGAGGCGGCGAUCGAGACACCUCUAAUUGAAAGAGAUAAAUUAGAGUGCUCCUAGCCGCACAUGUUCGGGAACACAGGUUGUUUUAUUGAUGCGGCAGACGUGCCAACUUGGCGACUGGAGUAUAAAUCCUUCGAAGUGCAACAAUCGCGGUAGUCGGACAGUCGGAAAGGCGUUUUCCGCUUUCUUUCCUCUGCCGUGCAUGCCGUUUCGUGGUAACUAUUGACCCGUAAAAGGCGAAUUUCCCGAGGAAAAAAGCCGUCCGUCUAUCUCAUUCGCCAAUCGCGAACGUAUGGUUUUUUGGCAAGCAGAAUAUCGAAACGAUGUCAGAAAAGUACCGAUUCCGCGGUGAGAGAUAGAUGACUUUGUAAAGAGAAAUAUUAAAUAAAAAUAAAUAUUCAAUUAUUCAAUUAUUUAUUGCACGCGUCUCAAGCGAUGGCACGAUCACAUUUUUCUGUUCUCUGUCUAGUAGAAAAAGCAUAAGAUACAAUGGUCUCAAUUAGCGUAAUAUGCCGCAUAUCCGUGCUCGGUUUUGUCACUACUUUUGUUAAUUAAUUUUUGCGGAAGUACACGACGACCUCCUCUGCAUUUCACGAGCUCCACUGGGAACGCUACUUUCGUUUAUCUGCAGUACGACACGCAGGAAAGUUCGCAUUUUCUGUUUGCGACGGUCGCUUCUUUUCACGGUGUUUUUUGGCAGCGUUGUGGCAAGCGUUGCGACGUUUCCUAGUUGAUCAGUGUCAGUAAAUCACUCGUGCGAAGAAUGUCACGUUUCUGUAAUUAGUGUCAUUUGUUUCACAAGCACAAAGAUAUUUGGGACAGAGACGUUUGCACCCCGAAAAGUCAACAAAAUGAGUGGCGUAACCGUAUGUCGAAUCGACUGUUAUUGCACAAUUUUGUGAAUUGAUUGACGUUUAAAUAGAAAUUAUCGCUUUUAUUCUUGUCUAAAUGGUGUAAUCUCAGGUGAAAUUUUCUUUACACAAAAUCGUUCUUGGUAGAAGAAUGUACAUUUGUUAAAGGCUUCUAAGUAUUUACUCAAUAGCUAUGAAAAGAAAAUGCGAGAGGUAUCUACGAAGGGUAGUUUGAGUAUUUACGAGCUCGACGUUAUCCGCCAGCCAGAGAUUUUACGAGCACGAUACAAACGUUUGCCCAACGUGGAUGAUCCUGAAAUCGCGCUCUCUCGUCCUUCGGAGUCUAAUUUAGUGAAGAUUCACGCUUUUAUCCUACUCGCCACACACUUAACUUUUUAUAGUUCAUAUUAUGAUCCUUUCCAAAGACUCUUACUCUUGACAUUCUGUUAUUCAUUAUUGCGAAAAUAGUCGCAUAAAGAUGCGGUAAAUCGUAUUAAUAAAACUGUUAUCGCAACAUAAACUAUAGCUCCCCACCGUUUCUCGCUGGCAUUACAGAGCUUCAAUUUUGAGCCAACAUUGCCGCAAUAUCAGCGAGCGGAUGUGACUCCGACAUCUCUCCAUGUUGCUCGCACGAUUCAUUUCGACAAGCGAGCAAAAAUUAAUUUCCUAUAAUAUUUAACUAGCGAACAAGCGAGAGCGCGUUCCAAAGUUCCUAUCUCUCUGUGUCAGAGUGCCUAUCUAAAACAGGCACUAUCGUCAUUAACGGAAACGCGACGAUUCGCAGGGGUUAUCGUUUCUCCGAUAAGAAAGAUAUCAUCAAAACUACGCACAUUGCAACGGCAAUUGCUUCACGAGUCGCGAAUCGGAUAGGCGUCACGUGGCUCGGCAGUCGGUGUCUCGUCUCGUGUCUCUGGUCGCGGCGCGUCGUCGCGGGGGACCGUAGUUUCGACGGCCCUGAGAAGCGUCGCGACGCCUCGUGCAUGCCUCAGUGCGAGGGUGCCGUUCGCCAAGAGUGCGCCGCGCGUUUCCACGUUCCUCGUUCCGUCUCUUGCUUUUCUUCUUUUUUUCUCUCUGUCCCUCCAGCGCGCUUUGCCGCUUCGAAGGCAAAAAAGAAAAGAGGAGGGAGAGAGAACGCGGGGGUUUCCCUUUCAUCGAGGGGUCAAGACCGUGAGUGCGUCCCCAGGACCGUACUCGCGCUUGGCCGACGUAUCGUCGCGAGGCAUCGCGUGGCGUCGCGUGCCCUGGAUCAAGCACGAGCAGAAGAUAAUAACCUUCGUGGAGGGACCUUGACGUAUCGCGGCAAACACAUCGCGUUACACACUUUUUGGACGACACACACUGUGCGCCUCAGUCCAAAGAUAAAUCUCGAUCUCGGCACUUGCUUUAUUGCCGGGAACAGUUGAAUUCUCUCCGCGUUACGUGACUCGAUAGUAGAGCAAGAUCGUAGGAUUUUCUAGAAGCCAGAAGGAAUUUCCCGGUUCAUUGCCGUGCUAUUGUACCAUUCGCGUAAUUUCUUUUGCAUGUAAUUACUAAAUAAGUAUAACGUUUAGCAAUCGAUUCUUUCGUAUAUGUCUCAACAAAAUUCCAAUUCACCAGUAAAGUUAUAUAAUUGAAAUUUAUUAGUCUUCCAUAUAUGUAUGUGCUCUUGAUACGUUAAGAAUGAAUAAUUUGUACGCACAAUCUACGUCGUUACAAUAUAUCAAGUCAGACUUGAGCGACAUUGAUAUUCAACACCGAAUAUAAUCUUUUGCGGUUAAUAUAUUAUUAAAGUUAGAUAGCUAUAAAAUCAUUGCAGCAAAAUUGAUCAAGAAAACCCUUUCUGAUUUGAAUAUCUUGAUUUUUUGUAAAUAUAUGCAUCAAUUUUAUGCAGUACUUUGCGAAGAUACAAACAGGAAUGAACACAGUCUUGCCCCAAGUCCAAUAACUAAUAAAAACUCAUGGUCAGGUACCUUGUAUCAACUAUAGAAUCGAAUAAAAUAGUAAAAGACCUCGUUAACUAAUUUGCGUCGUUAUAACUAGUAAUUGUAAACGCGUUUGAGAAAACUCUCAGGUUUUAGUUUUACUUUCGACAGAACGUUUGCACACUAAAUAGUCAACAACAAAUAGUUACGAACAAUUUUAUUUGUCAAACAAUAAUCUUGUAAGAAUUUUCUUGGCAAUGUAGCUUAAUUCAUUCGAAAAAUACUCAAGACACUGAGUGAGUCGAUACAAGUUGUACUCCCUUUAAGUCUUAUCAUUAGCGAAUGAAACGCCGAGCAUUGGACUGGAUCGAAGGCGAUCUCUCGUUUUCACGCGCUUAUGCGCUGUGCUAGCAGUCACAAAGCAGUUUGCUUUAAAUCAAUCGAGAGACUCGCUAUUAAAGCUCGUGCCGUUCCUACAACGAGACAGUCCUCCCACGAGGAGGCAAACGUCGACGCGCGCGUUCUUGGUGUCGCUCUUGUAUUCAAUGUCACGCAUAUAUGCAUUAAUUGUUUGCGGUCAAUUUACAUUUCUUAAACUUUCGCAAAUCUAAUCUUUUGGCAGACUGAACACAUUAUCUUCAGAAUAUUUAUUAAUAAUUCCAAAUCUAAACGAGUUUCAACAGUGUAGAGUGUACGAGAGAUAUCGUUAAAUACAAAGCAAUCUAAAAUAAUAAUAUUAAAUGCGGACCAAUAAUUUUUAUAAACAUUGAAAUAGAUAUCUGAAAUAAUACGACGGAAAUGAUGGCUGCGAUGGAUUGAUAACGCGACUUUUAUGCAUCAUUUAGAAUAUACUAAACUGGAAAAACGUAAAAAUACAUGUCUCGCCCGCUGAAAUUAUCAUUAAAGUUUCGUUCGACGACCUCGGUCUACCUGAUACACUUUGCAUUAUAAUACCACCUAUGCAUCGACAAAGUGUCGUAUUAAAUUGAAAGUUCGCGACGGACAAUCUGAUACUUGCCACGUGCGUUGGAUCACGUUCAGCGCGUUUCGAUUGUCUUGGUUCUUAUGGAUUUUCGGCGGGGUGAUUUAUCGUUCGCGUGUAGCGUUCUCUAUCUCAAUGUACUUUAACGACGUUUAUUGUGCGUAAAUUUGACUCAUUCUCGGUAUUGUGGAAACAAGUGUCGAUUAUCCUUCCAGUAUUUCGGUCGAGAUCGCGCGCUAGGAGAUCGUUAUCGUUAUUCUUGUUCGACCUAAAUCAGCCACGCGAGUGCUUUAGAACCGCAAGACGGCAAGAAGACGGUAAAAGUUAAGCGCGCCGAACAUUCCCGCGGGUUCGCUGCUGAGAUUCACUGUCAGUGCCAUCGUACGAGCGGCUUAAACUCCGAUCCCAAAUGUCGUCUGACGUUGCACCAUGUCGGUUUCUCCCAGAGUCGAGCGCGACGUCGUACCCCCAAAUCGACGUUCGUGAUGUGCCGAGAUCGUUAGCCUUGUAGUACAUCCCGCCAUGAGUUAGGCGGUUGUCGACAUGUCCAAGACUCUCGUGCGAGAGAAAGAAGGAAAAGAAUAAGGAAAAGAAAGCGACCGGAGGCGCGGAGAAACCGCGAAGGUCCGACACGUGAUUAUCCGUGCGGAGAUUUAGGGAAGAUCUCUAGAGAAACGCUAAACACAACCCCGUAGUGCCCUCCUUUGUGAUCGUCGCGCACCACCACCAGUUUUCGAGCACCCCCGUCGAAUCAAUCGAACCGUACCAAUCGGUCGAAUAGGAAUAAAAAGCUAGAAAAGAAAAAGAGAAAAGAACACACACGUACACAUCACGCUGAGAGAUACGCUGACAACGAGCCAUGAAUCUUAUGUUCCGCAAGAAUUUCGGGGGCGACAAGGGAUCCGGUGGUGGCGGACUGGGAGGAGGUGGAGGAGGCCUAGGAGAAGUCCGGCCUGUCCUGAGUUCAGCUGUUUACGGGACCAGUGGGGCCUCGUUUGGACAGUUAGGAACGCGUUUUGGCGUUUCUCGCGGCGGUGUCGGCGGCGUCGGCGGCGUCGGUGGCGUCGGCCAGUCGGUGGUCGGCGGCACGCGUGGACCCGUGCGACGUAGCCGAGAAUACGGAUAUUUCCCAUCGAUGGGCGAUCACGAGCACCAAGGACACGGCUAUCGUACUCACUUAUUCCUGUCGCCGCCUGCAGGUGGGACGCUCGGCUCGCCGCCGGAGGAUCCGGGCGAGCGGCUGGGCCCACCGCCCCGUCGUAACUCGGGACCCCAUGUUAUCAAAUGGGGUGGCGGCGGAUUCGUCGGUUCCGCGCAAAAUACGCAGACCGCGAAUCAGGCUAGAAGAAAGCAGAACCAGAUCGGCCAGCAGAAGGAAACUUCCGAUCCACCAACUCCAACUGCGUCCAGACAGGUAUCCUUCAGCGGCAACCGUGCUUCCGGCACUUACACACCUCUCGUGGUUUCCGGAAGUAGUCCACCGCGAGGUGAACCGAUCUCCUUGGCCACUUUGGAUCGCGACUGCUUUAUCAUACCACUUGCUUCUCUCGAGCGUUUUUUACCAGCAGGUGUACCACAUGCUCCAGUCGCCGACAAGAAAAGACCGGGAAGUCCGCUGUCGGUUCUCGAGGUCGAAGACCCGAAGCAAUGCGUUCUCGCACAUUUCAUGACGCCGUUGGAGUCUCUGGACCCGGUAGUCGAGUCUCCAGUGUCUCGUCCGCUGGUGCUGCAACGCGAUACCGUCGCGGAACUAGUCGCCGAAAUAGCACCCUCCGCGUCGCAAAGCAUUUUACUCACGAACAUGGAGAAGAAUUCGGAUUUCCCAUUCAUCACGUAUUAUCUAAUAAACAAGCAAAAUACGGACCCCGUGGAUUUUUACAACGAAGUGCAAUGUGCGGCCCUACGUAAGUUCGAUCCCCGUGAUCUCAGAUACGCAGCCAGUCACACGUUGGAUCUGUUCAACGAAGUGGCGACCAUCGCGAGACCACCGCUCGAACCACCCGGUGGAAGACCACCCAUUCCGUCCACCGGCUACAUAGUGUCGAUUUUCAAAGUUUUCGAGGGCGAUGACGGUCUCAAGUUCGAACAAAACUGGCUCUAUUGGACAGGCGCGCGUAUGAUGUAUCGAUAUUUGCCGAAAUCAGUGGGCCUCAGGCGCAUCACUCUGCACAAGUCAAUGUCGCAAGGCGACAAAAUGUAUUUGCUGAUCUGCGAAUGCUCGCAGCUACAAGACAAUCUAUCCGCUGCAGCGAUACUUUUGCCGGCGCUUCGUGCACGCCUGUGCGGUUACACCGGGCUUUACAGACCCUCCGUAUGUUUCUGAUUCCUCACCCAGCUCUUAGAAUCUGUGAGGAGGAUCAUUUCAAGUCGCGUUAUGUGCAUCUCCACGGGAAAAUCUGGACAAAACGGGACGUAAUGAAAGUCAUAACAGGUGCCAAGAAAGAAAACAGGACAUUGAUCGUCAUAUAAAUACCGUCAACGAACGAGACACUGUGAUUUCCUAUCCUACUAUUAUCUACUAUAAGGAACGCAACUUCGUAUACGCUUUAGAUGAAUCUCGUCGAUCAUCGACGAAAUGACCUGCAUGCUCGACUAGAAACGCCACUGGACCUGUUUGUAUUUUUCGACUUUACUAUUUCGUUCAUUAUGCGAAUGAACGUUGUUCCGAUAGGGUCGCCAAACGAAACGAAAGUAAAAUGCAUGAGUAGCAAUGCAUGAGUAGCAAUAAAAUAAGAUAGAAUAAAUCGACUACUGAAAGAAGUGUAAUAUACGUAACGUAUAACGAGAGUGUCUGCGAAAUGAUUUAUCAAAUACAGAUGGAAAUGCAAAAAUUCUUGACUUUUAAAGUCCUGAGAAAUGGGAACAUUCCAUGCACCGACAUGGAGCAAAUACAUGAGACAUACAUACCGCCGAUCAGGGACGUUUGGUCACCCUAUGGGCGUUGCGAUACACAACCAUAACGAUACACACGUAGUAUACUUUUAUUACUAUCGAUACUAUCAAAAAAUCGCUAACUACAUAUCAUACUCGAUAAACUGUGAUAUUUGUGCGAGCGGCGUAUAUAUAUCACAAUGGGGUAUUCCUUUCGAAACUUUGAAAAUGCUACUUACUCUUGAAAAUGCUACUCUUGAAAUCAAUUUAGGUAACUUAGGCACGUGCUAAUUGAAAAUCGACUAUGCGGUAACUUUAAAUCUUUUAUCGAUUAUCUUCAUAUUUGAUAUUAUAUAUCGGUAUACUGCUCGUGAAUUAUUGCUCGCGGAAUUUUGAUCGGCGGAUGCGAAUGUGGGUAAAUUACAAAUUAAUAAUUUCAACGAAAUGUAUUUUAUGUUCAGCACUAUUUCUUUGCCUUAUGAAUUGUACAAAACAUUGUAUCACUUUUAAAGAAGUGAAUAACAUGAUGUAAUAAUAUAUAAUAGGAUGUUUCAAUCGUCUAUCGAAUUAUAAAAAUUUCUCAACUAUAAUUUAUAUAAUUUAUAAUGAAUUUAUAAUGAAAAGGUCUUGUUACAUUUACGAUAUUCAAAUUCGCAAGCAUUUUACCCACUUUCAACCUAAACAUUCUCUCCAUGCAUACAUGGAAGAAGGACAAGAAUAGAGAGCGAAGGCAUGUGCGGGAAAAGCUUAUGCAUAUCCCAUCCUUAGGUGCCUAUAGCCAUUUUAGAGAGUGAAGAAGAGUAGCGUGAGUUGGCAUUGUAGUACAAAAAAGGAUUGUAUAGCCAAUAUACGCUUGUUGCAUACAGACAAUAGCUAGGACGAUUACGCAGGCGUAAUCGUCACACCCGGUAGAUUUGUAAUAAAAAGAGCUCGAACCCGUUCAACGGCGUGCUCAUCAUACGCCGAAUUCGUACUCGCUGAACAUAAAGUGGAACAAGAUGCUCUUAAAUAUAAGAAGAUAAAGUCGGAAUGUAAAGAAAAUUCGCGAUUUUACUGUGAUUAUACGCACGUAUCAGUUCGAUACAAACAUGCAUCCGUAUGCGCGAUUCAGGAGGUUGAUAAGAGCGCAAUUGUAAAAUGAGAUGCACUUUGCCCAUAAUGUCCAGUCUAUGAUACGUGCUAUCAUUAUAUAGAAAGAGGAACAUUUAUUACAAUUAAGCUACGCACCAAUAAAACGUUUGGCCAUUGCAUUCAUAUAUCUUUUCAUUGCCUAUUAUACUAUGCUGAAAUGCAUGUAAAAUUUACGCUUGAUAUUUCGCAUUGAACGAUCUCAAUGUGAUAUUAUUUUAAGCUAAGAUUGGACUUCACCUUCAUUCUUUUGAUAUCAAAUUAAAUAUUUACAACACACGUCUGAAAAGUCUUAAUUUCAUUUUAUGUAGCUAUGUAUCAAAACUAUUCUUUGUUCUCUCGUCGAUUUGACUGAUUACAUAUGUAAUUUAUUAUAAAAGUAAAAAACGAUGGAGAUAUAAUUACAGGUUAUUUAAAGAAAUUAAUGAAAAUGAUUUAUGGAAAGGAGCAUUGAAAGGAUUAAUAUACAAGAUCUGCUUUUGUUCUUCGAGAAACAACUGCAUCUCUCGUUUGCCUACAAAUAAAACCUUUUGCCUCUAUACAUGGAAGAAUACACCUCUUUUCAAAGUAACUAUGAGAUCGUACAAAGAAUCGUACUUUUCAAUUAAGUUUGACGAUAACUUACCUUAUAAGAAAAGUUUCUUUGAAAAAUACAUUUCAUGACAUAUAAAUGAUAUAAAUAAUGUAAGUACGAUGCUUUGUAUGAUACACUGAUAUACUUUGCAAAUACGAUAGAUUUACUAAAUCCUGUACAACGAAUUUGAUGAAUAAUAAUAAAUCACUUCUAACA